This is a messenger RNA of Folsomia candida, 5685 nucleotides long. RefSeq lists its product as uncharacterized. The transcript is spliced from 2 exons. NCBI's taxonomy places the organism in Eukaryota, Metazoa, Arthropoda, Collembola, Entomobryomorpha, Isotomidae. The record is from RefSeq and is a predicted model, not a curated record. Gene Ontology annotation, molecular function: nucleic acid binding. Bases 3209 to 4378 code for a protein of 389 amino acids.
UAGUAUGAAUGGACAGUUACUUCCUGAUUUCUAGCGACUGAUUCCGUGGUAAAUCUGAAUGUGUAAUACAUUUACCGAAAGGAAUAGAAUAACCACAACCUUACAUUUUAGAUGUGAAUGCGCUUAUGCUACUUGUAUUAAACCAAUUCAUAUAUUUUCAACUUUAGUGUGUUAAUGAUAAACGGAGUUUUUAUGUUUUCUAGUCCGCCAGACAAUGCAAUUUGUUGUUGUGUUGUUAGUUGGGGGGAUCAGAUUAUACUUCCUGUUUGUCUGCUAACGUCUGGCCUCUUUAAAUAAGUAUGUGUAUAUUAACCUCCCCCUAUUACCUCGUCCGGAAUUGUUUUGCAAGCGUCGUGCCACCCAAAUGCCUGCGAUUUAACAAGUGGACAACAACAGAACAUCUGAAAUUUAUCGGCCCGCAUGAAUUUUACUACCGAGAAAGUUUUGCAAGUUUUUGAAAUGUACAGUUCAUCCUCAUUGUUAAACGUGGUCCUUAAUAACUCGGGUUCCAAACAGGAUGUAAACAAGAAUGUAAAAUAAGUGUUAGGUUUUGGUUUAUAGCAUCAUGAAGAUCACAGAGUAAUGGCACUAUAUAUACGUAACAGCGCAUAUAAUUUGUUUACGAAAAAAUAAGCCCAUUUUGUGCCUCUCUCAUGCGCCUUUUUGUGGAAAUUACAUAUUACAUAUAGGUUAUUUAGUGACGAAAACGGCCAGGGCCAGAAAAACGGUCAUGCUGAUUCUCCUGUCACUUCAGGAUAUGGAGAAUGCCGUCUUCAUCAUGCAAUCCCACCAAGAUGUGUAUUAAAUAUAUCUGGAUGCUUAUUGCCCUUUUUAUAAAUGAAACAAUGCGAUUUAUUUUUUGCCAAGCUAUGAUUUACCAAAUCCGGGCAAAUAAGCCCUAGCCGAAGAUGUGAUUUGUGGUUUACUUACCCUCAGCUCCGGCUUUCAGGGACUUUUGAAGCACCUCUCGCCAUCAGCCCUGACUGCGUUUUUGCCCAAUUUCUCCAGCUUAUUUAUUAUAGAAUAUAACCAAGUACCGGUGGUACAUAUAACCAACCUUCCCUUGAUUUCUUUCGCCCCAUCCGAUCCAAGUUAGUUAGCUACAUCUCAUCCCACGGCCUAUAUCUCAUAUUAUAAUGAGUGAGCUCAUCAUACAUGCAUUUGUAUAUGCUCAAAUCAUCACACUUUGGAGGAUGCUGGAUAAUUGUACAAGGCAAGAAGGCCUGUUUUUGUUCAACAUUCCACAUGCAGACUGGGCUCCGUUUCGCUAAGCCCCAUCCUCUGUUGCGCUCCUCAGUAGCCCACCCAUGGGAAAAAAUUCCUUACGAGAGAAACCUGAUGAGAUGCUGAAUCACAUAAUAUGCUGUGUUGAAAUAAAAAAGAGAACCAAGGGGAAGCCAAAUAGCCCUUCAUCGUCCAUCCACAUCAGAACGAGACUUGAGUCCACACGAAUAUAUAGCAUUAGACCAUAACCUGUAAUUUUACGUCACACCAUCGCCCUCCGAGGUCACUGAGGAGGGAUGAUGGUUGACAAGUAGUAUGUAAGUUCACCGGCAGGGAAAGGCGUAUUUUGAAGCAAAAAGCAUAGAACAAAGUAAAAAAAACUCCUUCUUCCAUGCACACGCGCGCCACCACCAACCCUCAGUGUUGGUUCAUACGCGGCAGAGGAAGGCAGCUCACGUUUUCGCUCUCUCCAUCCAAAAUGGCUUCCAGUAAAGAAGAAAAUUCGGAAAUUAUAGGAAAUUCACAAAAACGAAAAAUUGGAGAGGAAGAUUCUCCAGAGAAAAAGAAACCAAAAAAUGAAAAAAUUGGCCUAAGAUCACUGUCGCAGACAGUGCAUCAAAAUUCCGAAAAUAUUUCUAAGCUCGUUGAGUUUUUUGAAAACAUGAUUGGCCAGUCGCAGGCGCAGCCUCGACAAAAUAAUACCUGCCACGUAGUGGAUGUUGGUAAUGAGGAUGAUCCAAUAACAGAUCUUUUUACCUCAAUUGUUGAUAAAUCGCCAAAUGGUGAGUACAAAAUGAAAUGAAUUUCAUUAUUUAAAAAUUGGGAAUAUUCUAAACAUUGAAAAAAUUAUGAUUUAAAUCAUAAUAGAUGAAUCUGCUGAUCAAAAUAUUGAGAUUGAAAAUCCAAUUGUUGAAGAAAUAUUGAAUUCAAAUCAGUCGGAGGAUGAAUAUGGCCCUCCUUUAGGAUUGAAAGUAGCAGCAGCAUUCAAACGAUUAAUUGCUCAGCCAGCUUCAAAAGAACACAUUGAUCAAAACAAGAUCAAAUUAAAGAUCCCAGAAAACAUUAAAGAAAUGAGGGCACCCAAAGUCAAUUGUGAAAUUUGGACUCAACUUCCUAAAAAAGCUCAAGUUAUUGAUGCAUCACAACAAUUUGUUCAACAAUUUGUUUCAAGAGGUUUAGUAACCCAGUCACAUCUUGCUGAAAUUUUAGCAAAAAAUUCAGAUAAGAUUCCCAAUGAUUUAUUGAAAAGUUUACUUUCUUGUUCAAUGGAAGCCGCAACAGAAUUUGAUAUGGCUUUUAGAGAAAUUAGCCUCAGGCGACGACAACAAAUUAAACCCUUUUUGUCAAUCGAAAGUGCUGGAAUUUGUGGAUCUUCAGUUCCGGUCACCGAAAACUUAUUCGGAAAUAAUUUAGAAAAAGAUUUGAUUGCUGUCCGAACAUCGGCCAAAAUUGUGAAGAAUUUGACCCCCAUCUAUCGUGGAGGUGCUCGUGGAACUUAUGCAAGAGGUUCAUGUAAUCGAGGGUGGUUAUCUAAUGCUGGUACUAGCCAUAAUUUAAACUUCCGGGCGCCUCUCCUCUCGAGGGGAGGCAGACGACCAUUCAACCGAGGAAGAUACAACAAUUACCGCCCGCAGAAUUAAAUGUGAGUAAAUUAUCAGGUAGAUUAAGAUUAUAUUAUGAUAAAUGGGCGAAUUUGACUGACGACCCUGUUAUUCUUGAAAUUGUUCGGGGUUACAAACUACCUUUUAAGAAUUUACCAGAGCCACAAAUUAAUUGUAAGGUUCAAGAAUUUAAUCCGGAAGAAAGGCUAAUUAUUAUCGAUGAAUUGGACCGCCUAAUGAAAAGGGGGGCAAUAUCUCUAUCUUAAGAGGAAAGUGAUCAAUUUGUAUCUCCAAUCUUUACUGUCCCUAAACCUGAUGGAAAAAGACGAUUCAUCUUGAAUCUUAAGAAACUGAAUAGCUAUUUACACUGUCCACAUUUUAAAAUGGAAGAUUACCGAAGCGUAUUGAAUAUUAUGAGAUUAAACAUGUUUAUGGCCACAAUAGAUUUACAGGAUGCGUAUUUCCACGUUCCUGUUCAUGACAGUUGUAAAAAAUAUUUAAAAUUCCGUUUCAAUGGUAUACUUUAUCACUUUAAUUGUAUUCCAUUUGGUUGUUGUACUUGCCCAUUAUUAUUCACAAAACUCUUGAAACCAGUUUUCGAGAAACUUAGAACAUUAGGCUAUCAAUCCGUGAGAUAUUUGGACGAUUUUUUGUUAUUUGGUCAAACAUUUGAAUUAUGCAGCGAGAAUGUUCAGGCCACCCAAAAUUUACUCAAAAGUUUGGGGUUUACCGUAAAUUAUCAAAAAUCGGAAUUACUUCCAAGUAAAGUAAUUAAAUAUUUAGGAUUUAUUUUUAAUUCCUUAGAAAUGACCAUUCAAUUAACUCCGAACAAGCGUUCUUUAAUUUUUGAAUUUGCACAAAAAUGUUUGUUAUCUAAAUCUCUAAUUAUAAGAGAGGCAGCUAAAUUGCAAGGAUAUUUAAUUUCAGCGUGUCCUGCAGUACAAUAUGGAUUAUUGUAUACUCGGAAAUUAGCUUCCGAUAUUCAAUUCUCUUUAGAAUCAAAUAAUGAUAAUUAUCAAAAUCGUAUGACUUUGUCUCAAGAAGCAGUUUCGGAUAUUCACUGGUGGCAAUCAGUAAUACAUAAAGCUGAGGUUUCCAUAAAAGAGGACAGUUUUAAAAAAGUGAUUCACACUGAUGCGUCACCUUUUGGGUGGGGCUGUUUUUGUGACAAUGACGUUUCUCACGGCACUUGGUCAAAAUCUGAAGAGUUAUUACAUAUUAAUGCGUUGGAACUGUUAGCAAUUGAGCGAGCACUGACUAUAUUUGCAAACGAUGAAGGAAAUUGUAAUAUUUUGUUAAAAGUUGACAGUCAAGUUGCAAUCUCGUAUAUAAACUGUUAUGGUGGUUGCCGCUCGGAAUUGUUGCAUGCAAUUGCUAAAAGAAUCUGGCUAUUUUGCGAGAAGAAAGAUAUUUUUAUUAAAGCUACAUAUUUAGAAAGUAAGAAAAAUGUAGAAGCUGAUUUUGCUUCUCGUAUUGAAGUAGUUAAUUCGGAUUGGAUGCUAAAAAGUGUCAUUUUAUCGCAAUUUGUAAUUCAUUUGGCGAGCCAGCUUUAGAUUUAUUUGCGUCAAAGAACACAAAUCAGUGUUCGAGAUUUUAUUCGUAUUCUCCUGAUCGGAACUCGGAAGGGGUUGAUGCAUUUACGUUUAAAUGGUCAGAAUCCUUGUUAUAUGCGUUUCCCCCAUUUUGUCUAAUUUCACGUGUCCUGAAAAAGAUUUGCAAUGAUAAAUGUAGAUGCAUUGUGGUGGUGCCACUUUGGAAAAGUCAGGUUUGGUAUCCAGAAUUUGAGAGGCUGCGUCAGUCAAAUUCGCUUAUAUUUGGACCUGAAAAAGAUUUGCUAACUUCACCUUUUUCGAAUAGGCACCACCCUCUUCACUCCAGCCUCAAAUUAGUAGCAGCAAUAUUGCAAGACGUUCAUUCAUAAACAGUGGCCUUAGUUCAGAUGUUUGCGAACUUUUACUUUCAUCCUGUGCGUCAUCCAGUUGGAAACAAUACGAAUCGUACUUGAAACGAUGGGAAAAUUUUUGUAAUAAUUAUGGUUCAGACAUAUUCCAUUCUAAUUUACAAUCGAUUCUGAAAUUUUUGACCGCUUUGUAUAAGGAAGGCGUAGGCUAUAGCGGUAUUAACACAGCAAGAUCAGCUCUGUCUUUAAUUAUAGCCCCCAUUGACGGUGUUGACGUUGGUAAACACCCUCUUGUAAUUCGAUUACUAAAAGCUGUUAGCAAAUUACGGCCACCGAAACCUAGAUAUGAUAAUGUGUGGGAUGUAAAUUUAGUUUUGGAUAUGUUCACUUCAUGGCCGUUAAAUUCAGAGCUGCCUAUAUUUAGGUUAACCAUAAAAUUGGUAGCGUUACUCGCAUUGGUCACGGGACAAAGGGUACAAACCCUGUCGUUAAUUAAUAUAAAUAAUAUCAUAAGGUCAAGUAAUGUUCAGAUUCUUAUUCCUGAAAUUAUUAAAACUUCUGGGGUUGCGAAGAAGCAACCGUGCUUGUUAUUGGUCCCUUAUAAAGUUAAUGAUAAGUUAUGUGUUGUUAAAUGCUUAGAUGAAUACUUAAAUCGUACUGCUAGUUAUCGUAAUUCUGAUGAAUUAUUAAUUAGUGUAGUUUUACCAUAUAAGCCUGUUACAAGCCAGACUAUUAGUAGAUGGCUAAAAGAAUGUUUGUCAUUAGCUGGUAUUGAUGUUUCUAUUUUUAAGGCUCACAGUUUCCGUCACGCUAGCACAAGUAAGGCGGUAGCAAAGGGGGUCAGCUUAGAUGUCGUUUUUUCUAGAGCUGGUUGGUCUGAUAAAUCUAAAACAUUUGCAAAGUUCUACAAUAAGCCAUUAGAUUUACGAGGUGAAUUUUCGAAUGCUGUAUUAUCAUAAU